AUGUCCAAGGCGUCAUUUCUAAGAGAGUACAAGGUUGUCGUUGUAGGUGGUGGAGGUGUGGGCAAAUCUGCACUCACUAUCCAAUUCAUUCAGUCACACUUUGUUGAUGAAUAUGACCCCACAAUCGAAGAUUCCUAUCGCAAGCAGUGUGUCAUCGAUCAUGAAACUGCUCUUUUGGAUGUAUUGGAUACAGCUGGUCAAGAAGAAUACAGUGCAAUGCGCGAACAAUACAUGCGUAACGGAGAAGGUUUUUUGCUGGUCUACUCUAUAACGUCACGUAUGAGUUUUGAAGAAAUCAAUACAUUCUAUCAGCAAAUUCGUCGUGUAAAGGACCGAGAUUUUUUCCCCAUGGUGCUGAUAGCUAACAAAUGCGAUCUUGAGCAUGAUCGUCAAGUCUCUAGUCAAGAGGGACGAGAUCUUGCCAAACUUUUUGGAUGCACCUUCAUUGAAACCUCCGCAAAGCAACGUAUCAACGUAGAUGAAGCCUUCUAUCACGUUGUUCGCGAUAUACGUCGCUUCAACAAGGAGCAGCAAGGUGGCGGCGGUCCUGGGAAUGGUUAUGGUGGGCAGCAGUUUGAUAUGGACGAUGGCGAUAAAUCCGAUAAGUGUUGU
Molecule: messenger RNA, 612 nt
Organism: Umbelopsis ramanniana AG
Lineage: Eukaryota; Fungi; Mucoromycota; Umbelopsidomycetes; Umbelopsidales; Umbelopsidaceae
Exons: 5
Biological process (GO): signal transduction
Cellular component (GO): plasma membrane
Molecular function (GO): GTP binding; GDP binding; GTPase activity
Source: RefSeq, a predicted model, not a curated record